AACAACUUAAGUAAAAAUAAUUUUGAAAAAAUACAUAAAAAUGUCAGCUAAAAAAACAAAUGAAAAAAGAUCAGAAAUACAGUCAGAAACUAAUACAACAUCUCUUGAUGAAGUUGCAGAUAUUGAACUUGAAUUUGAAAAAGCAGAUGUUGAACUUUUAAAACAUCAAGUUGAAUUAUUUAAUCCACUUUAUGAAAAGAGAGCAAAUGUUUUAAGGAAAAUACCGAAAUUUUGGCCGAUUGCGAUAGAAGCAGCACCUAGUGAUGAACUUUCUGUUUAUAUAAGUCCGGAGGAUGCUAAUGUACUUGAACAUUUGAUUGAUCUAAGGGUAUAUCGACCGAAUGAGGAUCCUCGUGAUAUUAAGAUUGUUUUUGAAUUUGAGGCGAAUGAAUACUUGGAAUCGAAUAGUCUUUAUCUUGAAAAACUUUUUAGAUAUUCAAGUCAAAAGGCAGAAGCAUCGUCGUCGAAUAUUAAUAAAGAGCCAUCUCAAUUGAUUUCAGAAAAAGUGAAUAUAGAAUGGAAAAAGAAUAAAGACUUGACGAGACAAACUAAGGGAACGGCGCCGAGUUUUUUUACAUGGUUUUCAUGGACAGGAAAAGAGAAUGAUAUAUUUGAAGAUGGAGAAGAACUUGCUAUUUUUAUUGCGGAGGAUCUUUAUCCAAAUGCAGUGAAAUAUUUUACAGAUGCACUUCAAGAAAAUGAGGAAAAUGAAGAUGAAGAAAUAGAUUUAGAAAAUGAAAACGGAGACAAUAUAUCAGAAGAAGAACCAUCUAAAAAAAGAACAAAGUUGUAAAUAAUUAUAUAUUUUAAAGUUGAAAACAUCUGAAUUUAAUAUU
Molecule: messenger RNA, 836 nt
Organism: Pneumocystis carinii B80
Lineage: Eukaryota; Fungi; Ascomycota; Pneumocystomycetes; Pneumocystales; Pneumocystaceae
Exons: 6
Coding region: 41-793 (250 amino acids)
Biological process (GO): nucleosome assembly
Cellular component (GO): chromatin; nucleus
Molecular function (GO): chromatin binding; histone binding
Source: RefSeq, a predicted model, not a curated record